This is a messenger RNA of Oryzias melastigma (Indian medaka), 2236 nucleotides long. RefSeq names its product misato mitochondrial distribution and morphology regulator 1 (gene msto1). Gene Ontology annotation, biological process: mitochondrion distribution. Bases 144 to 1892 code for a protein of 582 amino acids. Gene Ontology annotation, cellular component: cytoplasm. The transcript has 12 exons. The record is from RefSeq and is a predicted model, not a curated record. Lineage: Eukaryota; Metazoa; Chordata; Actinopteri; Beloniformes; Adrianichthyidae.
CCGGAAGUGUUCUUUCUGAUAGGAGCAAGCUUAUCCAAUCGCAUUCCUCCAUACUGCAGCUCUCGGCCAAUCGGAAGCGCCCGUGCUCCCCGCAUGCUCUCCGUCCAACAUGAUGUUGCUUGUGUGAAGUUUCCUCCGCCGCCAUGAGCAGCCUUUGCCGGGAGGUUAUAACUCUACAGCUCGGACAUUUCUCCAACUUUGUCGGGACUCAUUGGUGGAACCUGCAGGAUGCGUCUUUGUCAUACGAUCCCGAGUCGCCGCCAGCUGAGAUCCAGAGUGAUGUGGUGUUCCGGGAAGGCCAGACUCCGGGUGGACACGUCACAUACACGCCGCGACUCAUCGCCAUGGACCUAAAAGGAAGUCUUCAAACCCUGCGGCAGGAGGGAUGUCUAUACGACUCGGGAGAACACGCCUCUGCGCUCACCUGGGAGGGGAGCUUGGUGACCCACAAGGAAAGUCCUACAGAAAAAAACCCAUUCCUUAAAGAUCUGGACAAGCUGGACAAGGGGGAGAUACUCGCCGACUUCCCCUCGCCGCCUCGAGAGCCCGUGAAAAAACGUGGCGGGGUGGACACGGUGAACAGUCAGCUGAACCAGAUCCAGAGGAGCUACAGACUGGAGGGCAGCAUCCGGGUGUGGUCCGACUUCCUGAGGAUCCACUUGCACCCACGCACCAUCACCGUCAUCCACCAGUACAACCACGACGGGGAGGCGCACCGCCUGGAGGCGUUUGGUCAGGGAGAGUCUGCCCUGCAGGGGGCGCUGCUGGAGGAGCUGGAGGACCGGCUGCACUUCUUUGUGGAGGAGUGCGACUAUCUCCAGGGGUUCCAGGUUCUGUGUGAUGUAGCAGACGGUUUCGCGGGUUUGGGGUCUAAGGUCACGGAGCUGUUGCAGGACUCCUACGGGGGCAGGGGCAUUCUGAGCUGGGGUCUGGUGCCGAACACCCCCAUCCAUACGACUCCGGUGAAGGACCUGUACCGCCUACUGAACUGCACCCUGGGAAUGCUCCACAUGGCCACCAACAGCUCGCUGUUCUGCCCGCUAGGCCUUCGGGGGGGUUUGGCCAGGUUCCCCGCUCCGCCUCCGGAGUUCCCCCACCUCUCCUUCGACCCUUCCCUGUGGUUCCACUCCAGCGCCGUCCUGGCUCUGGCGCUGGACGCGAUCACGGUUCCGUACCGGCUGAGGAACAACAGCGCCCCCAUGUGGCAGGUGGCCGACUCGCUGGCAGUUUCAGGCAGGAAGGUGGUGUCUGCGUAUGGCGCCGUCCCGUUUCCCAUGAUGCACGGCUCCUCGCUCCCCGACGCCCUCAUUGCCUGUGCUGAGGGGUUGCCAUGGAAACCCCUGUCGACCUGCCCGGAGGGGGGCCGCUGUUACGGACAGUGGGUGACGCUGAGAGGAUUUGAAGGCCAGAAACUUGUCAGCGGUCUUCCUGUGGGGGCGCCGCCCCCCACCCCUCUUCACAGCCUCCACAGCGGCGAGGACGUCCUGGCUUCGUACCUGACGUCCUUCUACCCUUCAGCUCCUCUGGCGCUGCAGCUGGUCUCUUCUCCCUGUAAGCUGACCCCACCCUUCCCGCAGAUUUUCAGCUCCUCCCUGGACGCUCGAGGUUUUCUGCAGAGCGUGCAACCGCCUGACGCCCCGCCUCCCACUGUUAACUCGGCGCCCAUCCUGACGUCUCUCCAGUCGGGGUCCACUCUCGACCCAUGGCUCUCGGAUUUUCACCGUGCCGCCAAAGGCGUUGAUGUCCGCCGCAUGGCUCCCAGCUUCUUCUCCCAGGGACCAGAGAUGGCCGAUUAUGAGGAGGCACUGGAGCAGUUGCACCUGCUGGCACGCCGUUACCGAGACGACAGCGGAGGCAGAACGCAGUCUUCGUCUGAAGAUGAAGACGACUGACGGAUUUGUGAUGAAGAGAUGUUUAUGCAUCCUCAGCCUACAAACAUCUGGAACCCAACAUGAGCUGCAGUUCUGGACUUGUCCAGAAGAGGGCGCCCAACACAGAAGGUUCAGCAGCUUUUUUCUGACAUCAAAAACUAUGCCAGCUUUGUCUCCUUAUAGCAAAAGAGGGAACUUGGUAAAAGACAUUCUGACUGAAGAACUGCUUUUUCUCUGAAAGAAAAUGUUUACUUUAAAAUGUUUGCCUUUAAUGGAGUUGUUUUUUUGUAAAGUUUCUUAAUAAAAUAAUCAGCUGACGAUUCCUGAGAAGAUGCGACACAGGAAGCCAGAGCCAGACUCUAGAA